Molecule: messenger RNA, 933 nt
Organism: Homalodisca vitripennis (glassy-winged sharpshooter)
Lineage: Eukaryota; Metazoa; Arthropoda; Insecta; Hemiptera; Cicadellidae
Exons: 2
Coding region: 283-918 (211 amino acids)
Cellular component (GO): aminoacyl-tRNA synthetase multienzyme complex
Source: RefSeq, a predicted model, not a curated record
CUCAAGAGAGCAGAAUACUCAAUUGAGAGUUUGCGCGGUGUAUAUGUGCACGUAGAGUACAUGUGGUGGCGUUUUGGACUCUCCUAUCCUACUUCAAUUAGAUCAGUCAGAAAGUGACAGUUUUUUUGUUUUCUAUUAAUAGCUGGCGAGGUGCAGAGCACGUUUUUGAUAAACUAAAAACAUAUUGUGAUUGAUAGGACUACUUAUUGUAUUUGGAAGUGCAAGUUUUAUCUUGGUUGUUUGAAACUACUUUCCAGUCAUAAGUUACUAACAGUACUGAAAAUGAAUGGUCCUAUGAGCAUGUACAAAUUAAAACCCGUGGUUCAUUUCCCCGAUUCUAUAAAUAUAACCGAUACUAUGUAUAAAAUGAAGAAUAUUUACAGCUCUAAUAUCAACCCUUCAGAAGAAACUUAUAGUAUCACCAAUGGUCUCCCUAACGUUUUGGAACAGAAGUCUCCUGUUGAAGUGGAAGAACUGAAAAAGCGCCAAGAAGCCAUCCUCAAACAGCUAACAUACUUAAAAGAACAGAUGCUGGCCCUAAGGGAGGAAUUGGGCAAGAAAAACUCAAGCUCAGAUCCAUCAAGCUUAGUUUCUAAAAAGAUAAGCCCAUCACAUACCAACAUCGCUAAAGAAGUAUCGUGGGUAAGUAGACUUUUGACGGCAUUAAUAAGAUCCUACUAUUACAUUUUCUGCAUUUCAGUUAUUAUUAAGUCAGUCAAGAGACUUAGGAAAAAUAGUAAUCUCAUUAGUGAUAUCCAAGAUAUCCAAAAAAAGCUUAGGCACUACCACAUAUGGAAGUACUUUGAUUUCAGUAUCAUAUAUUACAAACAGGAAACUCUUGUUUCAGCAAGGCAUAAAUUGAUUUUGUAUUCUUGUCAUAUCUGGUUUUCAGGCACUCAGAAACUUUUUACUUUAUAACUGUUGGCUAUAACC